Messenger RNA from Miscanthus lutarioriparius, 1386 nucleotides. Lineage: Eukaryota; Viridiplantae; Streptophyta; Magnoliopsida; Poales; Poaceae. The record is from the annotation of a GenBank genome assembly.
AUGGGAUCCAAGGACCAGGGCGGAGGGGCCGCCUCCUCGGGCGGCGGCUUCUUCUCGUCGUUCGCCGCCGGCAUGCGUAGCUGGGGCACCGCCGUCCACAAAUCCGUCAACGGGCUGCUUGGUUAUGAAGGCCUUGAAGUUAUUAACCCCGAUGGAGGCACAGAUGAUGCCGAAGAAGAAGCUUUGAAGGGACGAUGGAAGCAGGAGGAUCGUGAUAGCUAUUGGAAGAUGAUGCACAAGUACAUAGGAUCAGAUGUUACAUCACUUGUGACACUUCCAGUCAUAAUUUUUGAGCCAAUGACAAUGCUUCAGAAAAUGGCCGAGUUGAUGGAAUACUGUGAAUUGUUAGACAAAGCAGAUGAAUGUGAGGAUCCAUACAUGCGUAUGGUUUAUGCUUCUACAUGGGCUGUUUCGGUGUACUUUGCAUAUCAACGCACAUGGAAGCCUUUUAAUCCUAUCCUUGGAGAGACUUACGAGAUGGUUAACCACCAAGGCAUUUCAUUUCUUGCUGAGCAGGUAAGCCAUCAUCCCCCAAUGGGUGUUGCUCACUGCGAGAAUGAACAUUUUACUUAUGAUAUCACGUCUAAGUUGAAGACCAAGUUCUUGGGAAAUUCAGUGGAAGUUUACCCAGUUGGAAGGACUAGAGUGACACUUAAAAAAUCUGGUGUCGUGUUGGAUUUGGUGCCACCGCUAACAAAGGUUAACAACCUGAUAUUUGGGCGCACUUGGGUUGAUUCUCCUGGAGAGAUGGUCAUGACAAACCUGACAACUGGAGACAAAGUUGUGCUAUAUUUCCAGCCAUGCGGCUGGUUUGGGGCUGGCCGUUACGAGGUGGAUGGGUACGUGUACAGUGCAGCAGAAGAACCCAAAAUAAUGAUUACAGGGAAAUGGAAUAAGUCUCUGAGUUGCCAACCAUGUGACCAAGAAGGCGAUCCUCUUCCAGGCACGGAGCUGAAGGAGAUCUGGAGAGUUGCUCCUACCCCACAGGGUGACAAGUAUCAGUACACACACUUUGCACACAAAAUAAACAGCUUCAACACGGCACCUAAGAAGCUGUUGGCAUCUGAUUCGCGGUUGAGGCCUGAUAGAUAUGCCCUCGAGAAGGGUGACAUGUCUAAGUCUGGCGCAGAGAAGAGCAGGCUUGAGGAACAACAGAGAGCUGAGAAAAGAACUCGAGAGGCCAAGGGCGAGCAAUUUACUCCAAGAUGGUUCAACAUGACAGAUGUGGUUGCUCCUACACCGUGGGGUGACCUGGAAAUUUAUGAAUACAACGGCAAAUACACAGACCACCGGGCUGCCAUAGACAGCUCCAAUGUCACCGACGAGACAGAUGUCACUUCAAUCGAGUUCAACCCAUGGCGAUAUGGUAGCUCAUCUUCUCAAUGA